AUGGAAAUUUUGUGGAAGACGUUGACCUGGAUUUUGAGCCUCAUCAUGGCUUCAUCGGAAUUUCAUAGUGACCACAGGCUUUCAUACAGUUCUCAAGAGGAAUUCCUGACUUAUCUAGAACACUACCAGCUAACUAUUCCAAUAAGGGUUGAUCAGAAUGGAGCUUUUCUCAGCUUUACUGUGAAAAAUGAUAAACACUCCAGGAGAAGACGGAGUAUGGACCCUAUCGAUCCACAGCAGACAGUAUCUAAGUUAUUUUUUAAACUUUCAGCCUAUGGCAAGCACUUUCACCUAAACUUGACUCUCAACACAGAUUUCGUGUCCAAACAUUUUACAGUAGAAUAUUGGGGGAAAGAUGGACCCCAGUGGAAACAUGAUUUUUUAGACAACUGUCAUUACACAGGAUAUUUGCAAGAUCAACGUAGUACAACUAAAGUGGCUUUAAGCAACUGUAUUGGGUUGCAUGGCGUUAUUGCUACAGAAGAUGAGGAAUAUUUUAUUGAACCAUUAAAGAAUACCACAGAGGAUUCCAAACAUUUUAGUUAUGAAAAUGGCCAUCCUCAUGUUAUUUACAAAAAGUCAACCCUCCAGCAACGGCAUCUGUAUGAUCACUCUCAUUGUGGGGUUUCAGACCUCAUAAGAAGUGGCAAACCUUGGUGGCUGAAUGACACAUCUACUUUUCCUUCUUCACUACCAAUUAAUGGCACGCAUAUCCGCCACAGACAGAAGAGAUCAGUAAGCAUUGAGCGGUUUGUGGAGACACUGGUAGUGGCAGACAAAAUGAUGGUGGGCUACCAUGGCCGCAAAGACAUUGAACAUUACAUUUUGAGUGUGAUGAAUAUUGUUGCCAAACUUUACCGUGAUUCCAGCCUAGGAAACGUUGUGAAUAUUAUAGUGGCCCGCUUAAUUGUUCUUACAGAAGAUCAGCCAAACUUGGAGAUAAACCACCAUGCAGACAAGUCCCUCGAUAGCUUCUGUAAAUGGCAGAAAUCCAUUCUCUCUCACCAAAGUGAUGGAAACACCAUUCCAGAAAAUGGGAUUGCCCACCACGAUAAUGCUGUUCUUAUUACUAGAUAUGAUAUCUGCACUUAUAAAAAUAAGCCCUGUGGAACAUUGGGCUUGGCCUCUGUGGCUGGAAUGUGUGAGCCUGAAAGGAGCUGCAGCAUUAAUGAAGACAUUGGCCUGGGUUCCGCAUUUACCAUUGCACAUGAGAUUGGUCACAAUUUUGGUAUGAACCAUGAUGGAAUUGGAAAUUCUUGUGGGACGAAAGGUCAUGAAGCAGCAAAACUUAUGGCAGCUCACAUUACUGCAAAUACCAAUCCUUUUUCCUGGUCUGCCUGCAGUCGAGACUAUAUCACCAGCUUUCUAGAUUCAGGCCGUGGUACUUGCCUUGAUAAUGAGCCUCCCAAGCGUGACUUUCUUUAUCCAGCUGUGGCCCCAGGUCAGGUGUAUGAUGCUGACGAGCAAUGCCGUUUCCAAUAUGGAGCAACAUCCCGCCAAUGUAAAUAUGGGGAAGUGUGUAGAGAGCUCUGGUGUCUCAGCAAAAGCAACCGCUGUGUCACCAACAGUAUUCCUGCAGCUGAAGGAACACUCUGUCAAACUGGGAAUAUUGAAAAGGGGUGGUGUUAUCAGGGAGAUUGUGUUCCUUUUGGCACUUGGCCCCAGAGCAUAGAUGGGGGCUGGGGUCCCUGGUCACUAUGGGGAGAGUGCAGCAGGACCUGCGGGGGAGGCGUCUCCUCAUCCCUAAGACACUGUGACAGUCCAGCACCUUCAGGAGGUGGAAAAUAUUGCCUUGGGGAAAGGAAACGAUAUCGCUCCUGUAACACAGAUCCAUGUCCUUUGGGGGCCCGAGAUUUUCGAGAGAAACAAUGUGCAGACUUUGACAAUAUGCCUUUCCGUGGAAAGUAUUAUAACUGGAAACCCUAUACUGGAGGUGGGGUAAAACCUUGUGCAUUAAACUGCUUGGCUGAAGGUUACAACUUCUACACUGAACGUGCCCCUGCGGUGAUUGAUGGGACUCAGUGCAAUGCUGAUUCACUGGAUAUCUGUAUCAAUGGGGAAUGCAAGCAUGUAGGUUGUGAUAAUAUUUUGGGAUCCGAUGCUAGGGAAGAUAGAUGUCGUGUCUGUGGAGGGGAUGGAAGCACAUGUGAUGCCAUUGAAGGGUUCUUCAAUGAUUCAUUGCCCAGAGGAGGCUACAUGGAAGUAGUGCAGAUACCAAGAGGCUCUGUCCAUAUUGAAGUCAGAGAAGUUGCCAUGUCGAAGAACUAUAUUGCUUUGAAAUCUGAAGGGGAUGAUUACUAUAUUAAUGGUGCCUGGACUAUUGACUGGCCUCGGAAGUUUGAUGUUGCUGGGACAGCUUUUCACUACAAGAGACCAACUGAUGAACCAGAAUCUUUGGAAGCUCUAGGUCCCACCUCAGAAAAUCUCAUUGUCAUGGUUCUGCUUCAGGAACAGAAUUUGGGAAUUAGGUAUAAAUUCAACGUUCCCAUCACUCGGACUGGCAGUGGAGACAAUGAAGUUGGCUUUACGUGGAAUCAUCAGCCUUGGUCAGAAUGCUCAGCUACUUGUGCUGGAGGUGUCCAAAGACAGGAGGUGGUCUGUAAAAGAUUGGAUGACAACUCUAUUGUCCAGAACAAUUACUGUGACCCUGAGAGUAAGCCACCUGAAAAUCAAAGAACCUGCAACACUGAGCCCUGCCCACCUGAGUGGUUCAUUGGGGAUUGGUUGGAGUGUAGCAAGACUUGUGAUGGUGGAAUGCGCACCAGAGCAGUGCUCUGCAUCAGGAAGAUUGGACCUUCUGAGGAGGAGACACUGGACUACAGUGGUUGUUUAACACACCGGCCUAUUGAAAAGGAGCCCUGCAACAACCAGUCAUGUCCACCUCAGUGGGUGGCUUUGGACUGGUCAGAAUGCACUCCCAAAUGUGGUCCAGGAUUCAAGCAUCGGAUUGUUCUGUGCAAGAGCAGUGACCUCUCUAAAACAUUCCCAGCUGCACAGUGUCCAGAAGAGAGCAAACCGCCUGUCCGUAUCCGCUGCAGUUUGGGUCGCUGCCCUCCUCCUCGCUGGGUGACUGGAGACUGGGGCCAGUGUUCCGCUCAGUGUGGCCUUGGCCAGCAGAUGAGGACUGUGCAGUGUCUCUCCUACACUGGACAGGCAUCUGGUGACUGUCCAGAAACUGUUCGGCCCCCAUCGAUGCAGCAGUGUGAAAGCAAAUGUGACAGUACCCCCAUUUCCAAUACUGAAGAGUGCAAAGAUGUGAACAAAGUGGCUUAUUGCCCACUGGUGCUGAAGUUCAAGUUCUGUAGUCGAGCAUACUUCAGACAGAUGUGUUGUAAGACCUGCCAAGGACACUGA
Molecule: messenger RNA, 3354 nt
Organism: Neomonachus schauinslandi (Hawaiian monk seal)
Lineage: Eukaryota; Metazoa; Chordata; Mammalia; Carnivora; Phocidae
Gene: ADAMTS6
Product: ADAM metallopeptidase with thrombospondin type 1 motif 6
Exons: 24
Coding region: 1-3354 (1117 amino acids)
Biological process (GO): proteolysis; extracellular matrix organization
Cellular component (GO): extracellular matrix
Molecular function (GO): metalloendopeptidase activity
Source: RefSeq, a predicted model, not a curated record